AUGGGUUCUUGCAAGAAUUGCAAAUCGAAAAACCUAAAUGUCGACACUGUCACCGGGAAUCUUGAAUGCUCUUCAUGCGGCGUCGUCCAAGAUUUCGACAACUAUGAACAACAAACCUUCAACGCCGACGGAAUAAUCGGCACCAACGUCCGAUUAGGCACUUCUGGAUCCCGGUAUGAUUACUCUUAUCGUGAAACCAAGAUCUACUUAGCUCAAAAAGUCGUCUCAGAUAUAUUAUACAAACUUGAUUUAGAAAAUCGUGUCGAUGAGGUUAACAACAUGAUAAAGAUCAUAACCGAAGAAGAAUACGGUUCAGGAAAUUGGUUCAAUGUCCUCGUCGGCGCCUGUAUAUACGUAGUUAUGCGAAAAGCAAACAAGUGGUUACCUUUAACGAGCGUAUGUGAAACCGUUGGUUGCGAUAACUAUGAGUUAGGUCGAAUGGUAUACCGCGUUAUCGAUCACCUUGAUUUGAAAUUGCCGGACUUUGAUAUAGUGGGGUUGUUCGAUCGAGUGAUGAAAGAGCUUCUUGGGGGCAAGGGUAACAUCGGGAAGGAUAAAAUUGGAAGAAUGGUGAAACAAGGGAUUUUCUUGAUUCAGUGUAUGAUUAAGUGGUAUGUGACAACAGGGAGGAGGCCGGUGCCUGUGGUGGUGGCUGUGAUUAUUUUCGUUUGUCAACUUAAUGAUGUUGUCGAUGUUGAUUUUGAAGAUUUAGCUUCUCAAUUGAACGUGGUGGUUGCAACCUGCAAAUUAAGGUACAAUGAACUCUUGAAGAAGUUAGUGGAGGUUGCAAGAAUUCGUCUUCCAUGGGGGAAUGAUGUGAAUGUCAAGAACAUCAUGAAGAACGCCCCAAUAGUUAUUCAAUACAUGGAGAUGAAAUCAAUGUCUAAUCCCACAAACAAAAUCAAGAAUUUGGAGGAAGUAGGUGCAGAUUUGGAUGGUUUAGUCAGUGAUUGUUUGAAUAAAGAUGGACGAUAUUUUGUUCAAGAUUUUGAGUUUGAUGAUAAUAAUAAUAAUAAUGAUAAUAAUAAAUCACGGGGUUCAAUCGAUUGGGAAGUUGAAGAUUUGGAGAAGCUUAACAUUUCACCCGAAUGUUUAUCCACUAUUUACUUGAAAUACUUGAAUGAAUAUUCUGAAAUGAAGUCAUCAAUGGCGACACUAGAGAAUAGGAAUGAAAAAAGAAGUGAAAGAUAUGAUUUUUUAAUGGAUGGGGCUGAGUAUUGGAGUGGGAAUUCUGAAUUAAGCAAGAAGCUUUUUCUUGAUAAAAUAUUGGAAAAAGAUGUUGGUUUAAAUGCUAUGCCUAAAUCUUUCAUUGAUGGAUGUUUGAAAAUCCAAAAAAGAAAAAAGAAGAUAAAGGCUGCUACGAUAAGAAUUGAGAAGAUAAGGCGUCCACCAAUUGCUGAAAAUGGUUUAGAUGAUGAGAGUGGUCAAAGUCAACUCUCUGUAAAUUCAAGAAAGAGAAAACGAAAGGCAAAGAAAGUUGAUAUUGAUUGGGAAGAUUUUGUUAUUGAAACAUUGUUGCUUCAUGAAGUGAAGGAAGAGGAAAUAGAGAAAGGGUAUUAUAAUACUUUGUUGGAUCUUCAUGUCUUCAACUCUGGUAUAUCUUGA
Messenger RNA from Lactuca virosa, 1605 nucleotides. NCBI's taxonomy places the organism in Eukaryota, Viridiplantae, Streptophyta, Magnoliopsida, Asterales, Asteraceae. The record is from the annotation of a GenBank genome assembly.